Molecule: messenger RNA, 1587 nt
Organism: Peniophora sp. CBMAI 1063
Lineage: Eukaryota; Fungi; Basidiomycota; Agaricomycetes; Russulales; Peniophoraceae
Source: the annotation of a GenBank genome assembly
AUGUUGUCUACAACCCGCGCCUAUCGUGUUCUUGGGUUUAGACGGACAGCAGGCACCAAUCCUCAGCACCUGUUCUCGCCAGCUCGACAUCCACGGCCAGCACCAUCCCGCGAGCUUCAUCGAACAAGACUUCUCCGCUCAGGAAACUCGUCACAGAAUGCACCACAAUCUUCUGCCGAUCGAAUACCGUUCUCGUUUUUCUUUGAGCGGCUGCCCAACAAUUCGUUUACGGUGUCAUUCGCGGAGAAGGCGAAGAAAUAUAAGAAGGAACUUGAAGCAGUGUUGAUAAUCAUACAGUUGGCUUGGAUAGGAUUUGUAGUGUGGCGGACGGGAUAUGUACUGCUCCCCGACGCGGCACCUUACACUGGUCGCUGGCGCUUCAUUGAAGCUGUCUUCCAAUCGGAUCUCGAACACAAGCGCAUGAAAUCAAUUUGCGUGGCCCGGGCGCUCGGAGUAGGAGGUGAACCGUUGCCUAAGGAUCACCCCGUCGCCCGAAGGAUCUUCUCCAUCUGUCAGCGCAUUGUAGAUGCAAACGCUCUGGGUUAUCUCGUUGCUUUGGAUGGAACCUAUGAUGAUGAAAAGGAUGUGGCGGGAUCUACAAGCGCAGACAAUCAGUGGCGUCUCUUCGUAGUACACGGCGGAAAUUCAUAUGCUUCUUGCUCUGAGGACGACGCUACACUCAUUUUCAAUACCAACACUCUUCCUUUUGUGUCAGAUGAUGAUUCCAUCGCUGGAGUUAUUGCACAUGAGAUUGCCCACGGCCUUCUGAAGCAUUCAUCCGAGACUCGAGCCGUCAAUGAGCUAUAUAUCCUUGCUGGAGGCCUUUUUUUCUUCCUCAGGCCUCUCUUCGCGAUCCCAAUGAUGGCAAUCCAUGUAUGGAGACUAACGCUUCCGCAGCGAAUGGAAUAUGAAGCUGAUCGGGUAGGUACACUAUUACUCACUCGGGCAGGCUUUCAUCCCCGGGCGCUCAUUCGUUUCUUUCAAGCCGUUGAAGAGCACCAGAGGCUUGUGACGCUGGAUCAGCUCAUGGACUUGCUGACGCGUCCCAUCAAACCGCUUUUUCCCGUACACCCGCCGCGCACUGCUAGAAUCAAAGUUCUUGAGGAGUUUAUCAAGACGUUACCUGUCGAUGUGCCACCUACUCGGGCAUCUGCCACCAUCGAGGCUGAACAUGGUCCGCGUCCGACAAUCUUCUCUGCAUUCUCUGGAAAGGUAGAGCUCAGCGCCAUCAGCCGGGAGGAAUGGGAGGCGCAUGUGAAGCAGUUGGAACCCAUCGUGAUGACGCACCUGAUAGUUUUGGCCAUCAUCAUAGGUAGACGAGGCACAGAUGUUUCUACCACGAGAAUCAUGUAUGAGCGAGUCAAGAAGUCUUUCGAAAGGAUGUCGCAUCGACCUCGAGAUUACGAUCCAGCUUUCUUCGUCGCCUUACUUCUUGGGUCAGAGUUGUUCAAGGAUUACGACCAUCGUGUCCUUAAGGAAGCUUUCCAAUCAGUUGUGCUAGAUGCAUCCUAUUCGGCGGAAAGAGAGUAUGAAGCACUGAUCGAAUCAGAGGCCGAAAGGGCGCGCAGUGGCGCCGAUGCGUCCUAG